AUGGGACUAGGCUACAACGGGGCAAUUUUAGGGUCGGCUGAAGGCGAUGUCCUCGGUGGCUCAUCAACCAUCGGUGACUUACUGUACAGCAGAGGUCACCGCAGCAUUUACGAUCGCUGGGCUAAUGUUUACGGAGCAACUGGUUGGAAUUUCAACACUGUUCUGCCGUACUUUCUUCGAUCUGAAAAUAAUACAUCGCCUCAAAUUGUUGACGGUAAUCCUUUCUAUCAUAGUACUACAGGACCUUUGAAAGUUUCCAGCAUAAAAAAUCCUGAUUUAAUUUUGACAAAACUACAACAUCAAUUCAACGUUAUGGGCAUUCCAACAGUGGACAUAAACGGACCAACACAACUUGGAACAGCAAUGUACCAAAUUACAGCAGAUGGAGUUCGAUAUAGCUCAGCUACGGCGUUCCUUGAUCCAAACCCUUAUCCGGAAAAUCUGCACAUUUUAUCAAAUGUUUUUGUGGGGUACGUUCUCUUUGAUGGGCGAAGAGCAAUUGGCGUGUCUUACGACCAGGAUGGAGUUAAAAAAAGUGUGAAUGCCAGACGAGAAGUUAUUGCCAGUUUAUCAACCUAUGGAGAUGCAGUUCUCUUAAUGCUUUCUGGUGUUGGACCUUCUGAUCAUUUGAGAUCUUUUAAUAUUUCAGUUUUAGCUGACCUUCCCGUUGGCAACAACGUGCAAGACCACCCAGCUGUAACACAUUUCUAUGAGAUUGUAAACAAUUCUUUACUAAAUGAUCCAGUUGGCCCAACAGUGCAGCAAUUAUAUCAGUUCUACGCCACUAAUUCAGGACCAUUAACAGAAAAUCCCCAUUUGGUUGCAUAUUUUAGUGUUCCUGGAAACGCUGAACCUCAGGUGCCAAACGGCAUCAUUAGUGCACAAACUAUGACCCUCUCUAGCAAUUUAUCCGAACUAGUGCUUCCAUUUCCCUCGACAAUGCAAAAUCAAUGGCGACAAUACUUUGCGCCAAUUGCCGGUAAAACUGUUCUGGCUUUGACUUCAGCUUUGAUGAGACCAUACAGCCGUGGAACAAUGCGACUCACCAGUACUGAUCCUAAAGGAUAUCCGCUAAUUGAUCCAAACUAUCUCGCCGAUCAACGAGAUCAGAUGUCAUUAAACAAACUUACAGAAAUGCUCUUCUACCUAACUCAAGAAACAGAAUUUGCCAAAUAUGCAAAACCCGUUUCAAUGCCAGUUCCUGGCUGCGAGAAGUUUUACUGCUCAGAAAUUCCGCUUUAUUUGUGCCAUGAUUACGUUCAGUGCAUUGUUCGACAGAUUGGUCGAGAAGGUCGACACCAAGUUGGCACCUGUAGAAUGGGAGCUGUCAGUCGUGAUGAUACGGUAGUCGACGAAAAACUUAGGGUGAAGGGAGUUGACCGACUGAGAAUUAUCGAUGUGUCCAUAAUUCCAGAAAUUCCUAAUUCGGAAACACUAGCCGCUGCCUACAUGAUAGGAGAGUAUGGCGCACAAAUGGUGAUCGACGACAAUAGACAAUGA
Rhagoletis zephyria (snowberry fruit fly) is the source of this 1500-nucleotide messenger RNA. The record is from RefSeq and is a predicted model, not a curated record. NCBI's taxonomy places the organism in Eukaryota, Metazoa, Arthropoda, Insecta, Diptera, Tephritidae.